Chilo suppressalis (striped riceborer) is the source of this 933-nucleotide messenger RNA. The record is from the annotation of a GenBank genome assembly. Lineage: Eukaryota; Metazoa; Arthropoda; Insecta; Lepidoptera; Crambidae.
AUGGAGGCUAUACCGAAGAGUCCAGUGAUGCAACAUCGUCAAGAUACUCUGGAGCAAGUUCGAAAAAUGUUUGAUCUGGAUAAGCCGGGGCAGAUAGACCAAGCCAUAGAUAUUUUAAAAGAAUGGGCAAGGAAACAACCGCAUUUCAUUAACAAGGAGUUUGAUAGAGUUUAUUUAGAAGGUUACAUUAUUAGAGCAAAAGGAUCCGUGGAAAAGGCGAAAGAGCGCUUGGAUAGCAUGUGCAUGCUGAGAACCACUUUCUCGCACUUUUACAAAGCUACAAAGGCGAACGAGUUGAAAAACACGAAAACAAUACUUGAAUUCGUUCUACCGAAACAGACAAAGGAUUAUUGCACAGUCUAUUUUUUAAAAAACCAUGAAUAUAAUUUUGGAGACGCUUUUCUAUUGAACUAUUUUAGGAGAGCGGCAAUCUAUGUAGAUUAUUUAUGCAAAUAUGAUUACAACGCCGGCAUGAUAUACGUCAUUGAUGUGACUGACACUGAUUUACUGAAAAACAUGACGGCUCUGACAAGUCCCUUUGUUCGUCAGUCGUUGCUAGUGUUUUUUAAAGCAUACGGAGCUCGCGUCCGGGGUCUCCACAUUUUGACCAAUUCCAAAUUAGUGGAAAGUAUCAUGAAUGUAUUGAAACCAUUGCUGGGUGAUAAGGUAGAUAGAUUGUUAGUGCACAGAAACCAAGAGUCCUUGUUUGAGCACGUGGACAAAGAUUUGAUGCCCGCAGAGUACGGCGGUAAGGAGGAGCCAAUGCAUGUACUUGCGGAAAAGAUGAUGGACUUCCUGAGUACAGAUGAAGUGAUGAAAUACAUUGAAGAACUUAAUGAACAUACAGUCGAUACAAAAAUAAAACCGAUACCCGAGGAACACAACGAGUACCUUGGUGUAUCUGGUAGCUUCAGAACUCUAGCCGUGGAUUAA